AUGGCUUUCCGCGCGGCGUGGCUCCUUGUACUUUAUCUGUGUGCACUGGCUGCACACGCCAUUCCACCACCUCUCGAAGCCCGGGGCCGACCCGUCCUUCCAGAGAAGGACCCCUUCUAUAUUCCCCCGGAGGGGUACGAGAAGGCCGCUCCCGGCGAAAUUCUCCGGUCCCGUGAAGUCCCUUAUCCGAUUGCUGCGUUCACCACAUUCCGUAUCAAUUUGGCCGGCGCCUACCAGCUCCUGUACAGGUCAUCGGACAACUUCGGCAAACCCACUGCUACUGUGACAACAGUUCUUGUUCCACAUAAGGCCGAUUACAACGAAGUCGUCUCCUACCAGGUCGCUGAAGAUGCAGCAUCCAUCAACUGCGCCCCGUCGUAUGCCUUGCAACUGAAGUCGGCGACCGGAGGACCCUUCGGAACGAUUGUGACACAGGCUGAGCUGCUGCUUAUGAUCGCUGCCCUCGAAAAAGGAUGGGUUGUCACUGUUCCCGAUUUCGAAGGCCCCAAGGGUGCCUUCUUGGCGAACGUUCGCGCGGGAUAUGCGGUGCUCGACGGCAUCCGUGCGACUUUGGCCUCGACCAAGAUCACUGGGGUCAACUGUAAGGCACGCGUGACGAUGUGGGGUUACUCUGGAGGAAGUUUGGCAAGUGGAUUUGCUGCUGAAUUGCAGCCGGCAUAUGCCCCCGAGUUGAAGAUCGCCGGCGUCGCUUUGGGCGGUACAGUUCCCAAGAUCUCGACCGUCAUCGCCUCCAUCAAUAAAUCCAUCUUCACGGGUCUGAUUCCCGGAGGUAUUAUUGGACUUUCGCGCGAAUAUCCGGUGGUGGAGAGCAUCCUUAAGACGCAGAUCAAGGAGGAGAAGAAGGAGAAAUUCAUGAAGGCCGAUAACCAAUGUUUCGGUGCAAACAUCCUCACGUACGCAUUUGACGAUAUGUAUGCGUACCUCAAGGAUCCAGAUAUCCUUAACCUCGAAUAUGUCACCGAGAUCCUCAACUAUAACUCGAUGGGCAGUCACGUUCCCAAGAUCCCGGUCCUCAUCUACAAGGCCAAGAACGACGUAAUCAGCCCUUGGAACGAAACGGUGGCUAUCUUUGAUCGCUAUUGCGCCGGCGGAGCUGAUGUCGAGUUCAGAACGGAUCUGACUGCGGAUCAUGCGAGCAACACCAUCACGGGAGCACCUCAGGCUAUGAUCUGGCUUGAUGAGCGCAUGAGGGGUAUUCCUGUCGAGAAAGGAUGCUCAAAAGAGACCCAAUUGACUGGACUGUUGGAACCCGGUGCUCUUAGGGUGAUGUCCUUGACAAUAAUCCACGCUCUUCUUGAUAUUUUGGGCAAACCCGUUGGGAAGCAGUUGGCUGGAAAGAGUAUAUAA
Coccidioides immitis RS is the source of this 1368-nucleotide messenger RNA. RefSeq names its product secretory lipase. Gene Ontology annotation, molecular function: triacylglycerol lipase activity. Gene Ontology annotation, biological process: lipid catabolic process. NCBI's taxonomy places the organism in Eukaryota, Fungi, Ascomycota, Eurotiomycetes, Onygenales, Onygenaceae. The record is from RefSeq and is a predicted model, not a curated record. The transcript has a single exon. The coding region runs from base 1 to 1368 and encodes 455 amino acids.